Messenger RNA from Linum trigynum, 1194 nucleotides. The record is from the annotation of a GenBank genome assembly. NCBI's taxonomy places the organism in Eukaryota, Viridiplantae, Streptophyta, Magnoliopsida, Malpighiales, Linaceae.
AUGAACCGCCUGGCGCCAGUAUCGGAAGAGCCCGUAACCAGCGACGAAGAAAUCAGCAGAGGUGGGAGGAGAAGCCACCAUAGAUCGCUCUCGAAGAGGGACGGCGGCGGUGGGGGGCAAUCAUCGUGGAAAUACUGGUUCAAAGCUCACUUCUCUCUGCUCCUCUUCCAGAAAAAGUCCUCCGACCUCAAAACCCUCCUCAGCGUCCUCGGCUGCCCCCUCUUCCCCGUCCCAAUCCGCCCUAACCCCAACGACCAGGUAUCCUCAUCGGCUCAGUACAUAAUCCAGCACUUCACGGCGGCGACUGGGUGCCGGAAACUGGAAGGCAGGGUGAAAAACGUGUUCGCGACCGGGAAAGUGACGAUGGGGAUGGUAGAUCAUGUAGAUGAUACCGAUCAGCUGGCUGGCGGCGGCCGCUCGAUUGGGACGGGAACUAACGUGGCGGAGAAGGGAUGCUUCGUGAUGUGGCAGAUGGUGCCGGACAAGUGGCUGGUGGAGCUGGUGGUGGGUGGGCACAAGGUUGUGGCUGGCAGCGACGGCAAUGUGGCCUGGCGACACACGCCGUGGCUCGGCGCUCACACGGCCAAAGGCGGCGUCCGGCCUCUCCGUCGGGCCCUUCAGGGGCUGGAUCCGGUGGCCAUAGCGGCGGUGUUCUCGUCCGCGCAAUACAUGGGCGAGAAGUGCAUCCAAGGGGAGGACUGUUUCGUCCUGAAGCUGGCCGCCGACCAAGGCGAGCUCACCGAGCGGAGCGACAGCACGGCGGAGAUGAUCAAGCACGUGACGUUCGGGUUGUUCAGCCAGAGGAGCGGGCUCCUGGUCUACCUGGAGGACUCUUUCCUGACGAGGAUCCAGUCCCCUGGGACCCACCCCACGUACUGGGAGACCACCAUGUCCACCAGGAUCCACGACUACCGCCCCGUCGAAGGCUCCGGCGGCGUCAUGAUCGCUCACGGCGGACGCUCCAGCGCCGUCAUCACCAGGUUCGGGGACAGCCUGCUCAAGUCCAAAGCAGGGGUGCCCGUGAUGACUAGGAUGGAGGAGGAGUGGUCCAUCGACGACGUGGCGUUUGACGUGGCCGGGUUGUCGUUGGACUGCUUCAUCGCGCCCAAGGACGUGCACAGGAAAGACGAGGAUGAUCUGGACGAGAGCCAGCUCGACUGGAGAUCGUCUACUCAGCCGCUAGAGCGGUCAUAG